CUUUGUGUUCUUAAUUUUCUACUAUUACAUAAAAUUUUUUAAGAACGCAAAAAUGGCUUUUGGUAAUUGCACUGAAAUGUGAGCCAAAAUCUAGUCUCCAUCUUACUACUGAAACUACCCUUCCGAAAUACGUGACAUUUUGAUCGCAACAUGGUACAUUCCUCGAACUGCCCCAGUGGUGCUUAAUUUAAUUAGACGCUUGUAUUUUAACGUUGCGCCCGCACAUCUCCUAAGUAGUACAAACGCAAUUGGGAACCGUCAGAUUAGUCACGUAGUGUCGGUUCGUAGUGGUCCAGUACCUCACUCCAGUAGUUCAGUGCUCUUUCAGUCUUCGCGACGAUCGGUGUAGUUUGUAACCUUAGAUUGUGAGUGUCGAAUUUGAGUGUUCAUUGAAAGUUAGUGUUUUCUGUCUCGAAGGAAACGCGAAAAUGGUUUCAAACAAGAUAAAAUUAAAUUUGGCAAGGAAUCAGAUCGUUAUUCUUCGUCUUGUUCUUAUUCGUGGUCAUCCUGGUCUCUCGAGGAUGAACAUGAAGACGCUAUCGAUAUUGUUCGAAGAGGGAGAGAAAUCUGCAAACUAAUUCCGGGAGACAAGAAUGUCAUUCUGAGAGGCCAUCUCUUGACGAAGUUGAUUGCCGGUGAAGAAGGGAGAUAUCCUAUGACCUUUGUAGGAAGGGUCCAGCGAUACUUUCAACGCAAAAACGACUGCCAUCAAUUUUUUUCAGACAGAGGAUUCAUGAUUAGAUUCGGACCAUGGAUAGAGGCCUCCUUCAGGAAACGUCCGGAGGACGCGUGGUAUUUUAAUAAAACCGUGCAAAAUACUGUCGAGGAUAAACCCUAUUCUCGGUGCUGCUGGCACCAGGAGUACUCGUGGAUUGCGUCCGAACAAAAAUACUAUGUACGCGGAUUCUGGGCCACUAAAAUCUUCAAACAUCCAUUGUUGGUUGAGGAUUCAUCUCUAAAAAAACUACUCGAGCAAAACACUCUUCAACUUGUUCAAGACAGAAAAAUUUGCAUGUUUCAGGCAUUGCCGAGUAUUCCACCCUUCCAAGGCUUCACUUCCUCAACAGAUACCCUCAAGUUGACGUUUGUUCAAAGAUUCCACAAAACCGCGGGAGGCGUCUACCACCAGGUUGGAUCUUGGCAAUUGAUAAACAGUAUAGAUCUUCCAGAAUUAUGGGAGCAAGUCGGGCCCGAGGGUAACAUAUUCGGAGAGAAUGUUCGUGAACCAUCCGCUGAGAGUACCAAGGAAGUGGAAGCAGGGACAGUCAAUGCAGAAGACAGCGAGGAGGACUGGUUUUAG
Messenger RNA from Leptopilina heterotoma, 1300 nucleotides. RefSeq lists its product as uncharacterized. The transcript has 5 exons. NCBI's taxonomy places the organism in Eukaryota, Metazoa, Arthropoda, Insecta, Hymenoptera, Figitidae. The record is from RefSeq and is a predicted model, not a curated record. The coding region runs from base 656 to 1300 and encodes 214 amino acids.